UGACCUGCCUAGGAGAGCACCCCGCUGCGGCCGUCCUAGGCUCUGGGAAGGGGCCCGCCGCCGUGGUCGGCGUUUGCGUGCACGGCCUUGGUCCCCGCGCGGGCCGACGCUGCCGUGUGAGCCCAUUUUACAGAUGGGGAGCGGCGGCUGCGAGUGCUUGGGCGAAGGGCCUCGGUCCGGUGGUGGCCGCCACUGAGCUUCGCGCGCCGGCCCUGGGUCCGCACACCGGCAGCCUGGAAGCCUGGUGAUGCGUAACCCUGUAUCCCAAGAUCGUUAAACAAGCAUUUUAGUAAUUCCAAGAAAUAGUUCUUGAAAGAACUCGUCAUUGAAUGGAAAUUACUUCUGUAACAGGAUCACCAGUUUGCUCCGCAAGGCACGAUGUCUCGAUCACGACAACCCCCGCUUGUGACCGGCAUCUCUCCAAAUGAAGGGAUACCAUGGACAAAGGUCACCAUCAGGGGAGAAAACCUGGGGACUGGCCCCACUGACCUCAUAGGCUUGACAAUUUGUGGUCAUAAUUGCCUCCUGACGGCAGAAUGGAUGUCUGCAAGUAAAAUAGUAUGUCGAGUGGGACAAGCCAAAAAUGACAAAGGAGACAUUAUUGUCACCACUAAGUCAGGUGGCAGAGGAACCUCAACAGUCUCUUUCAAGCUUCUGAAACCUGAGAAAAUAGGCAUUUUGGAUCAGUCUGCUGUGUGGGUUGAUGAAAUGAAUUAUUAUGAUAUGCGUACUGACAGGAACAAAGGAAUUCCACCCUUGUCCUUACGUCCUGCUAACCCGCUUGGCAUUGAGAUUGAAAAAAGUAAAUUUUCCCAGAAGGACUUAGAAAUGCUGUUCCAUGGAAUGAGUGCCGAUUUUACAAGUGAGAAUUUUUCAGCUGCCUGGUAUCUUAUAGAGAAUCACUCAAACACCAGUUUUGAGCAGCUCAAAAUGGCAGUCGCCAACCUCAAGAGACAGGCUAACAAGAAGAGCGAGGGCAGCCUGGCCUAUGUGAAAGGCGGUCUCAGUACAUUCUUUGAGGCACAGGAUGCCCUCUCAGCCAUCCAUCAAAAACUAGAAGCAGAUGGAACGGAAAAAGUAGAAGGAUCCAUGACGCAGAAACUGGAGAAUGUUCUGAACAGAGCAAGUAAUACUGCGGACACAUUGUUUCAAGAAGUAUUAGGUCGGAAAGACAAGGCAGAUUCCACUAGAAAUGCACUCAAUGUGCUUCAGCGAUUUAAGUUUCUUUUCAACCUUCCUCUAAAUAUUGAAAGGAAUAUUCAAAAGGGUGAUUAUGAUGUGGUUAUUAAUGAUUAUGAAAAGGCCAAGUCACUUUUUGGGAAAACGGAGGUGCAAGUUUUCAAGAAAUAUUAUGCUGAAGUAGAAACAAGGAUUGAAGCUUUAAGAGAAUUACUUCUGGAUAAAUUGCUUGAGACACCAUCAACCUUACAUGACCAGAAGCGUUACAUAAGGUACCUGUCUGACCUUCAUACUCCUGGUGACCCUGCGUGGCAAUGCAUUGGAGCCCAGCACAAGUGGAUCCUUCAGCUCAUGCACAGCUGCAAAGAGGGCUAUGUGAAAGAUCUGAAAGGCAAGGAUUUCUCUUCCAGUGUAUUAUCUAACCCAGGCCUGCACAGCCCCAUGUUGGAUCUCGAUAAUGACACACGUCCCUCAGUGUUGGGCCAUCUCAGUCAGACAGCGUCCCUGAAGAGGGGCAGCAGCUUUCAGUCUGGUCGACACGACACAUGGAGAUACAGAACUCCCCACAGGGUGGCCUUUGUUGAAAAAUUGACCAAACUCGUCUUGAGCCAGCUGCCUAACUUCUGGAAGCUCUGGAUCUCCUACGUUAAUGGAAGCCUCUUCAGUGAGACUGCUGAGAAGUCAGGUCAGAUUGAAAGAUCAAAGAAUGUGAGGCAAAGACAGAAUGAUUUUAAGAAAAUGAUUCAGGAAGUCAUGCACUCCCUGGUGAAGCUGGCCCGUGGAGCCCUGCUGCCCCUCAGCAUCCGGGACGGGGAAGCCAAGCAGUACGGAGGCUGGGAGGUGAAGGGCGAGCUCUCCGGGCAGUGGCUCGCUCAUGCCGUCCAGACCGUAAGACUUACUCAUGAAUCGUUGACUGCCCUUGAAAUUCCUAAUGACCUGUUACAGACCAUCCAGGAUCUCAUUUUGGAUCUCCGAGUACGUUGCGUAAUGGUCACGUUGCAGCACACAGCGGAAGAAAUAAAGAGAUUAGCUGAAAAAGAAGACUGGAUUGUUGAUAAUGAAGGACUGACUUCUCUACCAUGUCACUUCGAACAGUGCAUCGUGUGUUCUCUGCAGUCGCUGAAGGGGGUCCUGGAGUGUAAGCCGGGAGAGGCCAGUGUCUUCCAACAACCUAAAACACAAGAGGAGGUUUGCCAACUAAGCAUUAAUAUAAUGCAGGUUUUUAUAUACUGUCUGGAACAGUUGAGCACCAAGCCUGAUGCAGAUAUAGAUACUACACAUCUCUCUGUGGAUGUUUCUUCCCCUGAUUUGUUUGGAAGUAUCCAUGAAGACUUCAGCUUGACCUCUGAACAGCGCCUUUUGAUAGUCCUAAGUAAUUGCUGCUUUCUAGAACGUCACACCUUCCUAAAUAUCGCGGAACAUUUUGAAAAGUACAACUUCCAAGGAAUAGAAAAAAUAACACAGGUUAGCAUGGCCUCAUUGAAAGAACUAGAUCAAAGACUCUUUGAAAAUUACAUUGAGUUGAAAGCAGAUCCCAUCGUUGGCUCCUUAGAACCUGGAAUUUAUGCAGGAUAUUUUGAUUGGAAAGACUGCCUGCCUCCAACAGGUGUCAGAAACUAUUUAAAAGAAGCACUGGUGAAUAUAAUUGCCGUGCAUGCAGAGGUGUUCACUGUUUCUAAAGAGCUGGUCCCUCGGGUGCUCUCCAAGGUGGUGGAAGCAGUUUCUGAAGAGCUCGGCCGACUGAUGCAGUGUGUCUCCUCCUUCAGCAGAAACGGAGCUUUACAGGCAAGACUUGAAAUCUGUGCUUUGAGGGACACUGUGGCUGUUUACCUGACACCCGAAAGCAAGUCAAGUUUUAAGCAGGCCUUGGAAGCCCUGCCCCAGCUCUCCAGUGGAGCAGAUAAAAAGUUACUGGAAGAGCUCCUGAACAAGUUCAAGAGUAGCAUGCACUUGCAGCUCACCUGUUUCCAAGCAGCUUCUUCAACCAUGAUGAAAACAUAAAUACCUGCCAAAUAAAGGAAGUCCAGGAAAAUAACAAGUAAUAAGACUGUUCACUUUCUAAGUACCCUAAAGGUAUUUGGUGUAUUAAACACUGGGUUUGCCAUUUCUCUCUCUUUUUUCCUUCCUCUGAUUUCGAAAAUUGUUGGUAUACAUUUCAACUAAAAUGACCUCAUUUGAAAUGCCCAAGAAGUAUUUGUUUUGCCAUUCUUACUAGAUCAGAUCCUGUAUGACUUUAAAACACAUUUUAAAAUAUACUUUGCAUCUCAGCAGAAGGUUGAGUGCAGCAGGAAGAGCUGCUUCUGGAGGGAAUGUUCUGGAGUGGCGUGGUACACAUUGAAGCAUUGCUCAGUGUCCCAUUCACGAAAGUACAGGCAGCUCCCGCAACACAUGGAGAGACUGAUUGAUAAGAGGAGAUUUGGAAAGUUAUAUGCAGACAUCUUUGGAGCUCUUGCUGUCCUAACCUGUGCAGCUGUGCUUAAAACCCUUAUUUCGUAUAAAUGGCCUUAAGUUUUCUAAUUCAAGCAGAUUUUUGGAAAAAUUUGUGGUCUCCAUUAAAAUAAAUGUUACAACUAGGGUAGAUUAUUUGUGGUCCAGGUGUCUGUGGUUUAACUUGGCAUUUCGCUAUCUGAUUUUUAUUUUUCACAGGACUAAGCAUUAGCUGUUUUCAUUCUCACUCGCUCUUAAUUUAUGUGCGUCGCUUCACAUCCACGUGUUGCAGUCCCUGAGGCCCUGUGUGUUGUCUGUGAUGGGGUGUGAGUGCCAGUCACUGGGUUACACUCACAGGUGCUGGCGGGGCAGCCACAGACUUCAGGGUCCCCUAAAGGAAAGACCAGGCUCCCCGUGGACGGCCGACUCCCUGCCCACCGCUGCCCCCUCCUUCAGCAGGUGACUGUCUCUCUGCCAUCUCUUACCCGGCGAAGGAUCUUGCUCAGUAGCUGGAAGAAUGCUGCUCUCACACAGUCUCUUCUCGGAAACUUCAGGAUGCUCCUUGGUCACCAGGCAGUGGGAGCUGUAGAUUAGCUGCGUGCACUUGCCCCACGUUCACUGCUGACUGGCUUUACUGGAACAGGUUCAGGUCACCGUGACUUCUCUCACAGUCAGCCUCCCGCCAACGUCAUCACACUGUUGCAUCUGAACACUGAGGAAUUCUCUACUUGUAGUUGGCUUGACAGGGUUUUCAAAAUUGUCUAAGGUUAUUUUAAAGUCUCCUUUUUUAAAUGCUAAAAUUAAUGUCCUCAUUAAUGCAAGUAAUUUUAGGGCACAGUGUAGCCAUGUAUAGUUUCCAUUAUUUAAAAUAAAUAAAUGUGUUGGUUCAUUUGGUGUAUGGGGGAAUCAUAGUAACUGGAAAUGAAAGUUCGAUCUUUUAUAAAUGUGCUUGAUAAAGCUGUUAAGAAAUACACAGAAUAUUGUCUUUCCUAAGUCUGUUAACUGUUGUCUAUAACUCAACUAUGAGCUAAAUUUAAAAACUACGACCAUUAAUGUUUGUGUUGUUUUAAAUAUCUAGUGCAGCACAUUCAGCCAAUAAAGAAUCUGCCUUUAA
Molecule: messenger RNA, 4720 nt
Organism: Piliocolobus tephrosceles (Ugandan red Colobus)
Lineage: Eukaryota; Metazoa; Chordata; Mammalia; Primates; Cercopithecidae
Gene: EXOC2
Product: exocyst complex component 2
Exons: 29
Coding region: 379-3180 (933 amino acids)
Biological process (GO): exocytosis; Golgi to plasma membrane transport
Cellular component (GO): exocyst
Source: RefSeq, a predicted model, not a curated record